UGGAUGGAGAGUUGUGUGGACAGGAGAGGGCGAGGGUGCCUACUAGUACUGCUUCUUGAGUGCCUCUAGAAAUCGUCCUGUCAGAAAGAACAAGUGGAUUGGGCAUUGUCUGUAUACCCCCCAGUGUGCCCGUUCCUCUGACAAAACUCUUUGCUCUUGUGGGCUUUCUACAACCUUCAAGUAUGGCGUGUAUGUUGUCAGAUUAGCUGGCUAGCUAGCUUGCUAGCUAGGUAACUACUCGAUGCAACAUUGGAUGUCAGCUGAAGCAAAUGCUAACUGGCCAACAAAAACGACUCUUGGUGUUUUGUAACAAGUCCGCAGCUCUACUCAUCGAGAAGGCGCAAUGGAGACGGAUGUGAAAAGCGUUUCCCUGGCGGUGGAGGGCAUGACGUGCGGCUCCUGUGUCCAGUCCAUCGAACAGCGGAUCGGGGGCUUCCCUGGAGUCCUGCACAUCCAGGUGUCCCUGGAGCAGAAGCAGGCUACGGUGGCGUUUGACCCGACGUCACAGUCCCCUGAAUCGCUGCGAGAGGCCAUCGAGGACAUGGGAUUCGAUUGCAUCCUCUCGCUUGACGCAGAGGUGACACCGGUGGCCACGGAGACUCAGCUUUUCCCCAUCACCGGCGUCCCGGCGGACUCCCUCCAGCAGGCGCUCGUGGCCGUGUCGCAGCUGCAGGGCGUGCUGUGUGCGGAGAAGAGCGGGGAAGACCUAGGGGUGUCGGUCACGUACGUGCCCUCGCUGACUGGUGUGGAGCAGGUUGGAGAGCUUCUGGGUAAAUUGGCUGCAUCACACAGCUCUAACGUCACACCCAGCAGCACGACAAACUCUACCACCACCGCCACCACCACCGCUACCCCCACCACCAUGCCCACCAUCUCACCCCCGCCACCCUCGCUCAGCCCUCCUCCCCCCGAGGGUCCUGCGUCGCGGGCCGCGGGGGUGGAGCUGGUGAGGAUGCGCGUGGAAGGCAUGGUGUGCCUCUCCUGCACCACCACCAUUGAAGGGAAGAUCGGAAAACUGAAAGGAGUCGAGAAGAUCAAAGUGUCUCUGGAGUCCCAAGAAGCCUCGGUACUCUACCUGCCGUACCUCAUCACGGUGGAUGAGAUCAUCAACCAGAUUGCGGUGGCCGGCUUCAAGGCCUUUGUCAAGUCCAAGCCCCGUCCCCUGCAGCUCUCCCCCACGGAGGUAGAGCGCCUGCUCAGUGUCUCCAUGCCUGAAGCAGCUACAGUAGCAGCAGGCCCUGCUAUGUCACCACCACCACCUGCGGAGGUCACAACCUUGCUCAAGGUCACCGGCAUGCACUGCAAGUCCUGCGUCAGCAACAUCCAGGACAACAUCGCCAAGCUGCCCGGCGUUACCUCCGUCACCGUCUCCUUGGAGACAGAGCAGGCCACCGUCCGGCACGACCCCAGUACGGUGUCCGUGCCAACGCUGCAGCGCGCCAUCGAGGCCCUGCCUCCCGGGAAGUUCAGGACUCAGCUGCUGGGCAACAGCAGCAGCAACAGCACAGGAAGUGACCCGUGGCCUUCCACUUCCUCUUCCUGUUCCACCUCCUCCACGUUGCUUUCCUCCCAGCCGCCCGCCCCACUGUCUGCCCUGGAGCUCAGCCUCCUGCAGACCCAGACCCAGUCCCAGUCCCCGUCCCCGCCCCCGCCCCAGGCCCAGCACCACCCGCUCUCGUCCCCCCUGCUGGAUCCCGGCUUCCUGCAGCCCCUGCUGGCCAUGACCCAGGUCCACAUCGAGGGCAUGACGUGCAACUCGUGCGUGCAGAGCAUCGAGGGCGUGAUCUCGCAGAAGAAAGGGGUGAGGUCGGCUAAGGUGUCGCUGGCCGAACAUCAAGGCACGUUCGAGUACGACCCCCUCCUGACCUCGCCGGAGGACAUACGGGAAGCCAUAGAGGACAUGGGCUUUGAUGCCUUCCUGCCAGAAACCAAUUCCCUGGUGCCCAAGCCAGCUCCCGUGACCACCAGCAGCCCGUCGUCCGUGCGCAGCCAGACCCUGUCCCCAUCCAGCCAGAAGGACAGGGACCUGGACAUGGAGGACACUGAGCUGGGCCCGGCCAACGGCGGCAGCAGCGGCCAGUCCUACUCCAAAUGCUUCAUCCAGGUCGGCGGAAUGACCUGCGCCUCCUGUGUAGCCAACAUCGAGAGGAACCUCAAGAAUGAGCACGGAGUGCACUCUGUGCUGGUGGCCCUGAUGGCUAGCAAGGCGGAGGUGCGCUACAACGCCAACGUGAUCGACCCGCUAAAGAUCGCCGAGUGCAUACGGGAGCUCGGAUUCACCGCCUCUGUCAUGGAGAACUACGACGGCUCAGACGGCUCCCUGGAGCUCGUGGUGCGCGGCAUGACAUGUGCCUCCUGCGUGCAUAAGAUCGAGUCCAACCUCAUGAAGCACAAAGGUGUUGUUUACGCCUCGGUUGCCCUGGCGACCAACAAAGCCCACAUCAAGUACGACCCGGAGGUGACGGGGCCGCGCGACCUCAUCAGGCUGAUCGAGAACUUGGGUUUUGAUGCAUCGCUUGUGAAGAGGGACCGCACCGGCAAUCACCUGGACCACAGCAAAGAGAUACAACAGUGGCGUCGGUCGUUCCUGAUCAGCCUGGUGUUCUGCGUGCCGGUGAUGGGCAUGAUGAUCUACAUGAUCGUGGUGGACGAGCAGCUGAGCUCCACGUCGCACCACCACAACGCCUCGGGCUCGGAGGAGAUGGAGGAUCGGCAGGCCUACCACCAGCACAUGGUCCUGGAACAGCAGCUGCUGCCCGGACUCUCCAUCAUGAACCUGCUCUCCUUUCUAUUCUGCGUACCUGUGCAGUUCAUCGGUGGCCGCUACUUCUACAUCCAGGCCUACAAGGCUGUAAAGCACCGGACGGCCAACAUGGAUGUACUGAUCGUGCUGGCCACCUCCAUCGCCUUCGCCUACUCGCUGGUCAUCCUGCUGGUGGCCAUGGCCGAGAGGGCAAAGGUCAACCCCAUCACCUUCUUCGACACGCCACCCAUGCUCUUUGUCUUCAUCUCCCUCGGCAGGUGGCUGGAGCAGAUCGCCAAGAGUAAGACUUCGGAGGCCCUCUCUAAGCUGAUGUCCCUCCAGGCCACUGAGGCCACAGUUGUCACUCUGAAAAGUGAUAUGUCUGUGCUCAGUGAGGAGCAGGUUGACGUGGAGCUGGUUCAGAGGGGGGACGUGGUGAAGGUGGUGCCCGGGGGGAAGUUCCCCGUAGACGGCCGCGUCAUCGAGGGCCACUCCAUGGCUGAUGAGUCACUAAUCACAGGAGAGGCGAUGCCAGUGACUAAGAAGCCGGGCAGCACGGUGAUUGCGGGCUCCAUCAACCAGAACGGCUCUCUGCUCAUCAAGGCCACCCACGUGGGGCUGGACACCACGCUCUCACAGAUCGUCAAGCUCGUGGAGGAAGCUCAGACCUCCAAGGCUCCCAUUCAGCAGUUUGCUGAUAAGAUCAGCGGCUACUUCGUGCCCUUCAUCUGUGCCGUGUCCCUCCUCACGCUGGUCGCCUGGGUGCUCAUCGGCUUCGUCAACUUCCCCCUCGUGGAGAAGUACUUCCCUGGCUACAACAAGAGCAUCUCCAAGGCGGAGGCGGUGGUGCGCUUUGCCUUCCAGGCCUCCAUCACCGUGCUGUGCAUCGCCUGCCCCUGCUCCCUGGGCCUGGCCACCCCGACGGCCGUCAUGGUGGGCACGGGGGUGGGCGCCCAGAACGGCAUCCUCAUCAAGGGAGGGGAGCCCCUGGAGAUGGCACACAAGAUCCAGUCGGUGGUGUUUGACAAGACGGGCACCAUCACGUACGGUGCCCCCAAGGUGAUCCAGGUGCGCAUGGUGGUGGAGGGCAACCGUGUGCCACGCUCCCGCCUGCUGGCCAUAGUGGGAACUGCAGAGAACCACAGCGAGCACCCGCUGGGAGCAGCCAUCACGCGUUACUGCAAACAGGAGCUGGGUACGGAGUCGCUGGGCACGUGUACGGACUUCCAGUCGGUGCCCGGGUGCGGCAUCCGUUGCCAGGUGAGCAACACGGAAGGCCUGCUGCGGCGCGAGGACAGCGACGGGGACGGAGAGGGGGAGGGGGCGGAGAACCAGCGCAACGCCGUACUGGUGCAGGUCAGCGACACACACAGCGGCAGAGCAGCGGACACCUCGCACCACCCCCUCAUCAUGGACCCUCAACCACUCACCUUGGUGCAGUCGGCCUCCUACUCUGUGUUGCUGGGCAACCGGGAGUGGAUGCGGCGGAACGCUCUGCAGCUGAGGGCGGACGUGGACGAGGCCAUGACGGAACACGAGAGGAGGGGUUGCACUGUAGUGCUGGUGGCCGUGGACGGUGUGCUGUGUGCCCUGGUGGCCAUAGCGGACACGGUGAAGCCCGAGGCGGAGCUGGCGGUAGCCACUCUGACCAGCAUGGGGCUGGAGGUGGUGCUGAUGACGGGGGACAACAGCAGGACCGCACGCGCCAUUGCCGCACAGGUGGGUAUCCGCAAGGUGUUUGCGGAGGUGCUGCCCUCCCACAAGGUGGCGAAGGUGGAGCAGCUUCAGCAGGCGGGGAAGCGUGUUGCCAUGGUGGGGGACGGCGUUAACGACUCGCCGGCGCUGGCCAUGGCGGACGUGGGCAUCGCCAUAGGAACCGGCACGGACGUGGCCAUCGAGGCCGCAGACGUCGUCCUCAUCAGGAAUGACCUCCUAGACGUGGUGGGGAGCAUAGAUUUAUCAAAGAAAACAGUCAAGAGGAUCCGCAUCAACUUUGUCUUUGCCCUCAUCUACAAUCUGGUCGGAAUUCCUAUUGCUGCCGGUGUGUUCAUGCCCAUCGGGCUGGUACUGCAGCCAUGGAUGGGCUCAGCGGCCAUGGCGGCCUCCUCCGUGUCCGUGGUGCUCUCCUCCCUCCUGCUCAAGUGCUACACCAAGCCAAGCGCGGAGAAGCUGGAGCAGCGCGUGGGCCCCGGGGCGCGUCGUCCCGGCAGCCUGUCGGACGUGAGCGUGCACAUCGGCAUGGGCGAGCUGCGCCGCCCGUCCCCCAAACUCAGCCUGCUGGAUCGCAUCGUCAACUACAGCCGCGCCUCCAUCAACUCCCUGCGCUCCGACAACAAGUCGCUCAACGGCAUGGCCAUGACCGAGCCCGACAAGCACUCGCUACUGGUGGGGGACGCGCACGGCGAUGAGGAGAUGGUGUGAAGCAGGCAAGGGGAGAACGGAACGGAGAGGAGCGGAGGUGGAGAGGAGAGGAGAGUCGGAGACGAGGAUAUAAGAUGGUGUGAGGAAGGAGGGAACGGAACGGAGGUGGAGAGGAGAGUCAGGCGAGGAUUUGGAUGGAUGAAUGGAUGGAUGGAUGUGAGGAGGUCAGUUAGGUAGUAGUGCUGUACUGCAAUACCAAGUGACGACGACCAAGAGGUGAAGGACAGUCCCCUUCACUUUCACCAGUUUCUGUCUAGCUCUCCAUCUCUCUCCUC
Engraulis encrasicolus (European anchovy) is the source of this 5439-nucleotide messenger RNA. It is a transcript of the gene atp7a, whose product is annotated as ATPase copper transporting alpha. Gene Ontology annotation, biological process: monoatomic cation transport. The transcript is spliced from 24 exons. Lineage: Eukaryota; Metazoa; Chordata; Actinopteri; Clupeiformes; Engraulidae. Gene Ontology annotation, cellular component: membrane. The coding region runs from base 344 to 5164 and encodes 1606 amino acids. Gene Ontology annotation, molecular function: ATP hydrolysis activity; ATP binding; ATPase-coupled monoatomic cation transmembrane transporter activity. The record is from RefSeq and is a predicted model, not a curated record.